Messenger RNA from Synchiropus splendidus (mandarinfish), 1426 nucleotides. RefSeq lists its product as uncharacterized. The record is from RefSeq and is a predicted model, not a curated record. Gene Ontology annotation, molecular function: nucleic acid binding. Bases 304 to 1359 code for a protein of 351 amino acids. Lineage: Eukaryota; Metazoa; Chordata; Actinopteri; Syngnathiformes; Callionymidae. Gene Ontology annotation, biological process: DNA integration. The transcript is spliced from 11 exons.
UUAGCCUGCAAUUGUCUUCCCCGUGCAGCGGGCAGCUAAGUGCUAACAAAGCUAACACGUAAACAGCAUCUUACAACGGCAUUUGAAACGUUUGAAGGAGUGAACACCAUUUGAUCUGUCGAUUCCUUCUUUCGCUUUUCUGGUCUCCGUCUUGCUAAUGAAAGGAAUUAAAAAUCAAUACAAAUUGAAGAACAACAUCUCUUUCUGAUUUUCCCGACAUAUUGACCUAUAUAUAUUGACCUGCAACGUUUUCAAACGUUUCCUCUCUACAACAAGCGGCGGCUGAAGAAGUGGCUGUCGAACAUGAAGUGGGACGACUGGACCCCGUCCCGCUUCUCCGUGCUGUGCAGCCGUCACUUUGAGGAAGAGUUCAUCGACCGCACAGGGAAGUGCGUGACCCUACGAGAGGAGGCCGUUCCGACCAUUUUCGAGUCUCCUGAAGAGAACCAGGCGAAGGCUCCAUCCAGUACAAGAAAUGGAAGGCAGAAGAGCCCAGCGGUCAAAGCUGCAGCAGCGAAGUCCAUCGUUCAGAACAAACAGUCGAGCCAGUCAGAGGAUGAUGCAGCCAGCAGCGAAGACUCGGCUCCUUCAGAAAAGUGGCGAGUCAUUGUGGACGAAUCUCUGAUGAAGAUCGACUCCUUCCCUCAUUUCUUUCACGGAGACUACUGUGCUACCCAGGAUAUACUUUGGGCUCCAGAUGACAGUGUUGGUGUGAGAUCUUCGGAUCCUGAAAAUGUGAUUGAGGUGACGGGGCCGUGGCAGUGGCUGGGUCUGGACCUGAGAGGACCCCUGCCUAAAACGCCCAGCGGUCACAGGUACCUCCUGACCAUGACCGACUUCUUCUCCAAGUGGGUUGAGGCGGCUCCGCUGGAGUCGUGUCUGCCAUCGCUCGUCGCCAAGAACGUGUCCGAGGUCAUCGCUCACUUCGGCUUCCCACUGGGAAUUCUGUCCCGCCUCCCUCAGGAGCUUGUCAGCAAAAUCAACACAGAGCUGCAGGAUCAGCUGACCAUCUCGGUUCCUCUGUUGGUUCAUCAUCAACAGGCGGGACGAGUGGAUGCCGACACGCAGCAGGUCAUUGACAGGAUGGUGAACGGCCUGCUCCAGGAUCACGCCUCUGACUGGGACGUCUAUCUUCCUGCUCAGGUCUUCAGUCUGUGCUUCCAAGAGGACCUGACCACCAGGAGGAGACCUUUCUCCGUGCUGUGCUGCGGAGGUGUGGAGUCUGUGCCAUCGCCCCGUGAACCACAGGUCACUCGACCGCAUGAAGAUCCAGGACAGUGCAUUUGUGAUCACGUGACGCGGUCACGUGAUCUCGUGUGGAGAAACAAAAGCACUCAUGAGACUGUAUUGUCCAAAUGAUGUCAUUCGCAAUAGUUCUGCCGUUGUGUUCCAAGACACUUUUGGAUGGCUAUUUUAAUAAAGCUAC